This is a messenger RNA of Dothidotthia symphoricarpi CBS 119687, 835 nucleotides long. RefSeq names its product dolichol phosphate mannosyltransferas-like protein subunit 3. The coding region runs from base 59 to 343 and encodes 94 amino acids. Gene Ontology annotation, cellular component: dolichol-phosphate-mannose synthase complex; endoplasmic reticulum membrane. The record is from RefSeq and is a predicted model, not a curated record. Gene Ontology annotation, biological process: GPI anchor biosynthetic process. The transcript has 3 exons. NCBI's taxonomy places the organism in Eukaryota, Fungi, Ascomycota, Dothideomycetes, Pleosporales, Dothidotthiaceae.
UCUCAAUUCCCCUCACCCGAUACCCUCCUUUCAGCUCGAAUUUCAACACACCGCAAACAUGACGCGUGCCCAACAAACAAUCAGCAUUGCGCUGCUCCUGACCUCUCUCUACCUCGCCGUGUUCACGCAUCUUAUCCCUGUCCCCGAGAAGAUCCAGACGGAAAUCGUCCCUGUGAUCCCCUUCUGGGCACUCAUUUCUUUCGGCGCAUACCUCCUUUUCAAGCUCGGCUGGGGGGUCUUCACGUUCAACGAUGUACCUGAGGCGCACAAGGAGUUGAUGCAGCAGAUAUCGCAGGCAAGGGUGGAACUACAGGCCAUGGGCGUAGAUGUUGGUCAAGACUAGAUCGGAUAAUGGGAGAUGGAGGUAUAAUGGACAUUGCAUUGGGAACUAGAAGGCAUUCUAGGUGAAGGAUAUGGGUAGCAUGGUCAAUGCUAUUGCUGCGUUUGUGGUACUCAGUAAUCGACGUCCAAAUCGCACAGGCUUAGUUGCUUUGGCGAGUCUGAAACCGGCAAGACACUUGCAACUCUUCAGCUACAACGAUAUUUGCAUCUGAGUGCUGAGGGGUAUUCAAGUGCUACACCUCAAACCGUAGUCGCCUGCGCCGCCUUAUGUCGCUGUUUCAACUUCUUCUCCGUCUUCAUAAACUCUCUGAUGCCCACUGGCACAUCCUCAAAUAGAUCCCUUGUCUCUUCGCCCCAAUUCGUCUCACUCCCACCGCCAUCAUCAUCCAUGCUUACAGCAACAAGAUUCGGCGCGCCUUUUUCUGCCACUUCCUCGCCAUUCUUCCUCCUCGCUUGCAUUGCAACUCUCGCCUUCGUACUCUUCUCCGCCCAC